UUCAAAGACCAUCUACAAACAGGUGUAUAUGAGAAAAACACUGGAGCGAAACCAAAGAUAUUGAUCUGUUUUAAGUAAUCGAUCUUGUGAGAUUGUGACGACUGUAAACUUGUAUACAAGCAUCACUAAUCUGAAGUAAAAAGGGAUGUGUAUUUCCUGUAAUUAUUGUGGUGAAAACGUUAGUCAGUGUAAUGUAGCAACACGUUCUGCCCGCCAUAGGGAAAUUAGCUUAAAAUAAAUCAUGUUAAAAUAGUUCAGUAUUUCUAUUUAAGAUUACAGUAAAUUAAAUACAAUCCCCCAAAAUACAACAAUGACAUCUAUUUCUUACUAUUUUUACCAUGGAAAAGCAGUCCUAAACACUAUUUAACCGGGUGCUCUGAAGAGCUGUAAUGGUGGAAUGUCCUGUAAGAAUGACAACUACUCCUGUCUCUUGAGUUACUGCAAAUCUCCCUUAGCGUAACCAUCUCCAACCAUGCCAGACAAGGAUUGGUCACAGACAAACUAGCUGUCACUACUCAGAUGGCCUGUGGUAGCUGUGCUACUGUCUCUCCUCUCUCUUUGUUUUCCAGGCAAGUGUUUCCAGCCAUUAGUUCGUGUGAGAGUGCCAGCAGCUCCAACAGACACAGUCACUGCAAGAAAGCCGAGGUCACACAUUAUUUACACCAUUGUACCCCAAAACUCUGUAUUAAAACAUUUACUUCAACCGGAUCCUGCAAGUCAAGUCCCUCUUUAACCUUUUCAAAGUCAUCUUGCUACAGUACUAAAAAAUAACACACUGACACACUCAACUGGCAUUUGAGGGGAUACUGGUGUCAGAUUCCAAACCGACUGCCGCUGUGCCCUUGAACAAAGGCAAUUAUCCUGUUUGAUUGUGUCUAGAAAGCCCCCUCACAAAACUGAAAACGAGUGCUUAGAAAAUGACAAUGGUUGUAAACAAACCACAAACCAGAAGUUUCAUAUUGAGAACCUAAAGAAUACAUCAUUGAUACUAUUAUAAAUUGAUGAGUUUUAUUCUACAAGUGUUUGGUUUCCUUUCAUCUUCAUAGAUAAGAACUACACAUUUAUUUCAUUGCCUUAAUUAGAAAACAAACAGACAAUGCUGUUACUCUGAAUUCUGUUUGUAGUCUGUAUGCAAAUAUUCAAACUUCCUCUGUCAUAUACAGGUCUUCAAUAGACAGGGAGUGACACAUAGUUAUUACACAGACAGGACCUCAGCACCAGUCUACAGUAAAUACACAAUGUGGGUCUUGUUGCUCUUAAUUGUGACUGUAACCUCAAUAGUCUCGGGACCUUCUUGUUCAGUCAACAACAAUCCUCGUCAUAUUUAUGUCCCCGGGGACAUUGUUGUGGGUGGACUUUUUCCUGUUUACCUGCAGGUGAAAACUAAUGGAUCCACCAUUCCUCCGCAAAAGACGUGCAUUGAUUACGACGUGCAGAUGUUCCUGCGAUCGCAAGUGAUGAUUUAUGCCAUCCAAGAGAUAAACAGGUCUCAGAUGUUGCCCAAUAUCAGUUAUUCAUCAACAAGUGAGUUGCUCAGUAGGAAGUGCAAGUUCCCCUCGUUUCUGCGAACAGUCUCCAGUGAUGAGCAUCAGACCAUUGCGAUUGCUGAGUUGGUGAAGCAUCUCACCUGGGAGAGCGUGGGAGUGAUAGGCAGUGAUGAUGAGUUCGGCAAGUAUGGCGCAGAGAGGCUGAUCGAUCACUUCAAUGACAGGAAACUGUGUGUGGACUUCAAGGAGAUCCUAUCAGCCAACUUUUUACUCAACGAGACCAGAACACAAACAGAAUUGGCCAUGCUCAUGUCAAAGAUUCGCAAUUCGUCUGCAGAGGCCAUUGUCAUUUUCACAGCUGAAUUGAAUGUUAGGAUCAUCCUCAAAGAGGUCCUUAGAAUGGGGAUCAGCAGAAUUUGGAUUGCAUGUGACACUUGGGCCACCAACAAGGAGCUUUCUGAAAUACAUGAUAUUCAAAAGGUUGGGAGGGUAUUUGGAUUCAUUCCAAAGAGAAACAAGGUGCCGGGUUUUCAUGAGUACGUCCGUGACUCUAUGUUCCAAAGUAAAGCCCAGAACAGCUUUAUCCAUGAAUUUAUGUGUCAUUAUCCUCCAUGUCCCGAUUCCUUGGUAGAUGAAAGUGUGCUGAACUGUACAUUACCCGACACCAAAUCCCAGUCGGAGAGUGGUGGAAGGACAUGCCUGGACACAAGGUGCUUAUUGAAGUACAUUGACGAAGAUGAGUCCUAUUACAUCUAUCUAGCGGUCAAAGUCAUUGCUCAGGGUCUGAGAAGCCUGCUGAACUGCAACAAUGUAAGGUGUAAACGAAAUGCCAGUUUUGCUGUUUGGGAGCUUCUUGAGGAACUCAAGCGGGUUAACUUCAUAGUGGACAAUACCACACACAUAGCUUUCAAUGAAAAUGGUGACCCUACUACAGGAUAUGACAUCGUAGAGUGGAACAUGUCGGUUUCAGAAAAUCGGAUAAUAACCGUUGGAGAGUAUAAGCCUGAUGGAGCCAUCCGCAUCAGAGAGCAUCUCAUCAGAGAGUUCGAAAAUGUUACAGUGACUUUUGCCAACUGCUGUAAGACAUGUAAUCCGGGAUAUCAGUUAAUUUCAAAGAUAAACUCAUGCUGCAAGGAGUGUUCUCUCUGCAGUCGUGGAUACAUUUCUACCGGAGGUGGUAAGAAGUGCGUGGCCUGUCAUCCACAACGUGAGUACACAUCCUCAGACAUGGACAGAUGUUUGAUGAAAACCAUUGAUUACCUGGGGUGGACUGACGCUUUCACCACUGUUCUGGUCUCAUUUGAUGUCUUGGGGAUUGUUGUCAGCCUUCUGGUGGCCAUUUUGUUUGCUGUGGAUCGAAGAACACCCAUAGUGAAAUCCACUGGAGGCUACCUCAGCUUCCUGGAGCUGCUGUCCCUGCUGGCCUGCUUCUGCUGUAUCAGUAUGUUCCUGGGGGAGCCAACAAAGACCACCUGCCUGGCAGGCCUCCCACUCUUUGGCAUGGCCUUCACUGUCUGCGUCUCCUGCAUCCUGGCCAACCUGCUCCAGAUCUUUGUGGGCUUCACUUUCAAUCUGAGGGUUACAGUCGGCGACACACUGAAGCGCCUCAACCGACCCAUCGCCGUGGUAACGUGCUGCUCGGCGGUCCAGGUGGCCGUGUGCGUGCUGUGGCUGACCUACGCCCCACCGUUCAUUGUCGAAAGCAGCAGGUUCGACGAGGCCACCAUCCUUCUGGAGUGCAACAAAGGUUCCAAGAUGCUCUUUGGCGCCAUGUUGACUUACAUUGCCCUGCUGGCAGUGGUCUGCUUCCUGUUUGCGUUCAAAGGGAAGCAGUUGCCAGAUUUGUAUAAGAACGCCAGUUUUGUCUCCAUCAGCAUGAUGAUUUUCCUGGUGGUUUGGAUCGUCUUCAUCCCUGUCUACAUCAACAUGUCGGGGAAGUACCAGCAGGCCAUCGAGGCGGCGGCCAUCUUGGUGUCCAAUUACAGCGUCCUCUGUUGUCACUUUGCUCCCAAGUGCUACAUCAUGCUCUUCAGGAAAGAGCUCAACAACGAGAAUGCCAUCACAAAUUACAUCCGGAAACACUAUGAAAAGAAGGGCAUGGCUGUUGUCAGCAAAUAGUUUGUUGAUAGUAGCGAUACGAGGUAUUUGAAGCAGAUAUGUACAUGAAGGUAGGGUAAAUUGACUCGGCAUCAGGAUAGAUAAUAAUAAGGUAUUUGAGGUAGAUUUGCACAUGGAGGUAGGGUAAAGUGACAAGGCAUCAGGAUAAAUAAUAAUGAGGUAUUUGAGGUAGAUAUAUACAUGAAGGCAGGGUAAAGUGAUGAAGCAUAAGGAUAGAUAAUAAUAAUAAGAGCCUCUACAGAUGGACAAUCUGAAUUUUUCAAAGUGUGACCCAUGAUAAGACGGUCAAGCACCAGUGAUAGUUAUUGGAAGCAUUGAACUUGACAUAAACCUAUUUGCAUUAUGGGAACAUGAACCCAAGCAUUAGAGGAAUCAUUUUUCUCCAGAAUACAGUACAUACAUUAUGUCCCCCUAGCUAUGCUAUACUGAUUAGUAGUUGUUUAGAAUUUAUUUCAAAUCAAAGUUUAUUUGUCACAUGUGCCGAAUACAACAGGUGUAGUAGACCUUAUAGUGAAAUGCUUACUUACUUACUAACGAAUAGUGCAAAAAAGGUAUUAGGUGAACAAUCGGUAAGUAAAGAAAUAAAAACAACAGUAAAAAGACAGUGAAAAACAGUAGCGAGGCUAAAUACAGUAGCGAGGCAAUAAGAGUAGGGAGGCUACAUACAAACACCAGUUAGUCAGGCUGAUUGAGGUAGUAUGUACAUGUAGAUAUGGUUAAAGUUGCCAUGCAGUAGUAGAGAGAACAGUCUAUGACUGGGGUGGCUGGGGUCUUUGACAAUUUUUAGGGCCUUCCUCUGACACCGCCUGGUGUAGAGGUCUUGGAUGGCAGGAAGCUUAGCCCCAGUGAUGUACUGGGCCGUACGCACUACCCUCUGUAGUGCCUUGCGGUCGGAAGGCCGAGCAAUUGCCGUACCAGGCAGUGAUGCAACCAGUCAGUACAUCACUGGGGCUAAGCUUCCUGCCAUCCAAGACCUCUACACCAGGAUGCUCUCAAUGUUGUAGCUGUAGAACCUUUUGAGAAUAUCAGGACCCAUGCCAAAUCAUUUUAGUUUCCUGAGGGGGAAUAGGCUUUGUCGUGCCCUCUUCACGACUGUCUUGAUGUGUUUGGAUCAUUCUAGUUUGUUGGUGAUGUGGACACCAAGGAAUUUGACGCUCUCAACCUGCUCCACUACAGCCACGUCGAUGAGAAUGGGGGCUUACUCGGUCCUCCUUUUCCUGUAGUCCACAAUCAUCUCCUUGGUUACGUUGAGGGAUGGGUUGUUACUCUGGAACCACCCGGCCAGGUCUCUGACCUCCUCCCUAUAGGCUGUCUCGUCGUUGUCGGUGAUCAGGCCACUGUUGUGUCAUCUGCAAACUAAGUCAUGGUGUUGGAGUCGUGCCUGGCCAUGCAGUCCUGGGUGAACAGGGAGUACAGGAGGGGACUGAGCACGCACCCCUGGGGGGCUCCAGUGUUGAAGAUCAGCAUGGCAGAUGUGUUGCUACCUACCCUCCCCACCUGUGGGGCGGCCCUUCAGAAAGUCCAGGAUACAGUUGCAGAGGGAGGUGUUUAGUCCCAGGUUCCUUAGCUUAGUGAUGAGCUUUGAGGGUACUAUGGUGUUGAACGCUGAGCUGUAGUCAAUGAAUAGCAUUCUCACAUAAGUGUUCCUUUUGUCCAGGAGGUAAAGGGCAGUGUGGAGUGCAAUAGAGAUUGCAUCAUCUGUUGAUCUGUUUGUGCGAUAUGCAAAUAGUAGUGGGUCUAAGGUUUCUGGGAUAAUGGUGUUGAUGUGAGUCAUUACCAGCCUUUCAAAGCACUUCAUGUCUACGGACGUGAGUGCUACGGGUCUGUAGUCAUUUAGGCAGGUUGUCUUUGUGUUCUUGAGCACAGGGACUAUGGUGGUCUGCUUGAAACAUGUUGGUAUUACAGACUCAAUCAGGGACAUGUUGAAAAUGUCAGUGAAGACACCUGCCAGUUGGUCAGCACCUGCUCGGUGUAGACGUCCUGAUAAUCCAUCUGGCCCCGCAGCCUUGUGUAUGUUGACCUGUUUAAAGGUCUUACUCACGUCGGCUACGGAGAGUGUGAUCACACAGUCAUCUGGAACAGCUGAUGCUCUCAUGCAUGCCUCAGUGUUGCUUACCUCGAAGCGAGCAUAGAAGUGAUUUAGCUCAUCUAGGCUCAUGUCACUGGGCAGCUCGACUGUUCUUCCCUUUGUAGUCUGUCAUAGUUUGCAAGCCCUGCCACAUAAGACGAGCAUCGGAGCCGGUGUAGUAUGAUUCAAUAAUAGCCCUGUAUUGAUGCUUUGCCUGUUUGAUGGUUCGUAGCAGGGCAUAUCAGGAUUUCUUGUAAGCUUCCGGGUUAGAGUCCCACACCUUGACAGCGGCAGCUCUGCCCUUUACCUCAGUGCGGAUGUUGCCUGUAAUCCAUGGCUUCUGGUUGGGGUAUGUAAGUACAGUCACUGUGGGGACGACGUCCUCAGUACAGUCACUGUGGGGACGACGUCCUCGAUGCACUUGAUUGAUUGAUUUGACAUUGAUAAAGCCAGUGACUGAUGUGGUGUACUCCUCAAUGCCAUCAGAAGAAUCCAGGAACAUAUUCCAGUCUGUGCAGCAAAACAGUCCUGUAGUUUAGCAUCUGCUUCAUCUGACAAUUUUUUUAUAGACCGAGUCACUUGUUGCUUGUAAGCAGGAAUCAGGAGGAUAGAGUUGUGGUCGGAUUUACUAAAUGGAGGGCGAGGGAGAGCUUUGUACGCGUCUCUGUGUGUGGAGUACAGGUGAUCUAGAAUUAUUUUCUCUCUGGUUGCAGAUUUAACAUGUUGAUGGAAAUUUGGUAGAAGUUAUUUAAGUUUCCCUGCAUUUUACCAAAUUCCAGUGGCUUCUAUUGUUUGUUUUCUUGCACAAGAGUUUGUUAAUAACAGAUUUGUACUAAUAAUAUAUAUACUGAACAAAAAUAUAAACGCAACAUGCAACAAUUUUAAAGAUUUGACUGAGUUACAGUUUGCAUAAGGAAAUCAGUCAAUUUACAUAAGUAGGCCCUAAUCUAUGGAUUUCACAUGACUGGGAAUACAGAUAUGCAUCUGUUGGUCACAGGUACCUUAAAAAAAGUAGUGGGGCGUGGAACAGAAGACCAGUCAGUAUCUGGUGUGACCAUCGUUUGCUCCAUGCAGCACACAUUUGCUUGAUAUUGGCAGGAACUGGAACAGGUUCUCGUACACGUCAAUCAAGAGCAUCAUGUUCAAUGGCUGACAUGUCUUGUGAGUAAUGCAGGCAAUGGAACAACUGACACAUUUUCAGCUUUCAGGAAUUGUUUACAAAUCCUUGUGACAUGGGGCCGUGCAUUAUCAUCAGUGGCGACCCGUAAUUCAGGGCUGUUUUGAGCACCAGAGUUUUUGCAAAAAUUAUUAUUAUUUUUUUAAUGUUUUUGUUUUUUUGGGCUUGCCUGUUUUGCGUGUUAUUUUGUCAUUAAUACUUGUGUAGUAAAACGCCAAAUGGAUCUACCUCCUGGUCCUCUUCCCCUGUCUUACCCACCAAGGGUAGAGACAGAGAUGACCUCGCCUACUGAAAUACCGGAUUGGGCAAAGCCACCAGAAGACGACUCAAGCCAACCAAUUACUGGACCUGACUGGUGUCAGGAAGAAUCACCCUCUGCCUCAAGUGACACCUCUGAAUGGGAACAGCUGAUAGACUCAUUGCUGAUAGAGUAAGGGCACUGUCAUAACCAGAGGCCCAUAUAUGCACUGUAAGAAAAGUAUUUCCUGUUGUAAGAUAUGUCAUCACCCUCUCUGCUCUGAGGGAAUGGGAGGAGCAGCAGAUCGGGUGCAGAGAAUCAAAAGGUAUAUAAAGAGACAUUUGCCAUUACUUUGGCGCUGACUUCUUGAAUUCUGAAUUCAUUUAGACAACCAUUUGACUUCGGGUAAUUGCCACUUGACUCAAAUUACUUAAAGAUGCUAACUUGCUGGAUACCAGGGUAAGAGUCCGUUUACCUAUCGACCAGUUGACCCUGUGUGCAGCAUACCGUUGGACCGAGUGUACCGUUGUGCCAACGUCUUAAUUGACCAGGAACACUGUAGCACCGGCCGGGUUGCUUGCCCCAGACACGGCGGUAGAUCAACGGCAGAAUUACCACCUGCUGAGAACGGUUGGAAAGUUGUUCGAAUUGACUCUGUCUCCGACUGACCCAGUGACACGUGUACUGUUGUAGCACAGUGCCUUGCCCUGGAAUCGCGGUUGCAGGUUAUUUGACAAUACUAUCCAGCCUGAGGGCAGGUUAGAGUACUCAGGCUAACUUGAAUCUCGAAAUUUAGUUGAACCAACGAUUCCUCAUGGGAGAGAUCGAUACAUAAACUAAAUUCUCAGAACUCUGACCGAUUGAAACUCCGCUCCUGAUCUCGUGGGUCUCCUCGUCAUCUCUCAAAGGUAAUUAAAUAACUAUUAUAAGCAUUUAAUAUAGAGAUAAGUGUUAUCAUUGUACCAAGCAUUUUAUAGAGCAUUAAGGCAAUUGCAUGUUUUUGAUUAACGCUGUGUGUGACCGAGUAACAAAUUGUGUAUUUUGAAGUGUGUUUGAUUGUAAAAGACAAAAAACAGAGUGUUUUCAAAAAUAAACGGUAGUCUUAUUUUGUCUCGAGCAAAAGGUUCUCUCAAAGACAGUUAACGGCACGGGAGAUAACAACUCUGACACUCCCCGCUACCGGGACACUGGAAACGGGGAUCAAUGCUCUAUGACAGAAUGAGUUACUAUUAAAAGACAAA
Messenger RNA from Oncorhynchus masou masou (cherry salmon), 8329 nucleotides. RefSeq names its product G-protein coupled receptor family C group 6 member A-like. The transcript is spliced from 6 exons. Lineage: Eukaryota; Metazoa; Chordata; Actinopteri; Salmoniformes; Salmonidae. Gene Ontology annotation, biological process: G protein-coupled receptor signaling pathway. Bases 1239 to 3605 code for a protein of 788 amino acids. Gene Ontology annotation, molecular function: G protein-coupled receptor activity. Gene Ontology annotation, cellular component: plasma membrane. The record is from RefSeq and is a predicted model, not a curated record.